Silurus meridionalis is the source of this 1458-nucleotide messenger RNA. RefSeq names its product ferredoxin 1 (gene fdx1). Gene Ontology annotation, biological process: positive regulation of oxidoreductase activity; P450-containing electron transport chain. Lineage: Eukaryota; Metazoa; Chordata; Actinopteri; Siluriformes; Siluridae. The record is from RefSeq and is a predicted model, not a curated record. The transcript has 4 exons. Gene Ontology annotation, molecular function: 2 iron, 2 sulfur cluster binding. Gene Ontology annotation, cellular component: mitochondrion. Bases 335 to 865 code for a protein of 176 amino acids.
CGAUUAAAACCUCAACAUCUCGCGAACACACACACUCUCCACUAAAAACGUGAGGGGGACGAAUUUACUUUUUAUAAAAAAGUGCGGGGGACAUGUCUACGUAAUCUACGCCCCUGGUGUUAUGCAACGAAUGCACCAACUGAGGUUGGGCAACUCGAACCGUUCUCUGUACUCUGAGCCCGAGAGCAUUAGCCACCAGCGCUAACACACUGCCAGGCGACUGAUUCCUGACAAACUCGUUUAUACAAAUCAGGCCAGGAUUUAAUCUGGGUCGAUUACAGAGUCGGGGGAUAGUUUAUUUUCCUUCUCUGACCGCUUCAGACGUUGCAAAACAAUGUCUUUUUCAUCGGCAGCAAGAUUAGUCGCGUUGAACCUUCCGAGGAGCUCCUGGAUCCUUUCACGGGGGACGAAAACUUUAGCAUCGCUGAACAGACUCUCUAAUCCGAGCAAAGACCUCAUUCGCAAAAGAGACUUAACAUCCUGCAAUGUUGUUCAGCCUCUCAGGUCUGAAAACAAAGUGACCGUCAAUUUCAUCAAUCGUGACGGAGAAAAGAUUACAGUCAAGGCUUCUCCUGGUGACACACUAUUAGACGUUGUUGUUCAACAAGAUCUUGACUUUGAUGGUUAUGGGGCAUGUGAGGGAACUCUGGCUUGCUCCACGUGUCAUCUCAUCUUUGAAGAGGAAACGUAUAAACAGCUUGGACCAAUUAGUGACGAGGAAAUGGAUAUGCUGGAUCUUGCCUACGGUCUCACAGAUACGUCCCGCCUGGGUUGCCAGAUCUGCCUCACAAACGCUCUGGAUGGCAUGACGGUGCGUGUUCCCGAGAGCUCGGCAGACAUCAGACAGUCGGACGGCUCCGCCUAGUUUCUUUACCCACCUCGUGCCUGUCUAUAGCACAGACCAGUGUAAAUUGCUCAAAAGGCAAAACGUGUGUUUCGAUUGAGGUCAGAAGAGUGGGAUUGAAGUUCGGAUUCAUGGUUUUUGUCCUUUAUGGUGACAGCACUGGGAUGUAGUUUAAUGGCUCAAUUGUAGAGCUAUGUGAAAGUUGUAAUCAAUUUAUCAGCAUAUUUCUGACUAUAAGAAUGAAUCAUGAAAGUGUGCUAUAAAUUGCACCAGAAUAUAUUUUUUAGAUUAUAAAGUGAGAAAUCUUUGUCUGGUGAACUGUAAGUUCAAAACACAUAAAACAAACCAAAACAUGCCAGACUGUGGAAAUGCUGCUCAUUGUAAGUCAUAAAGGCGUCUGCUAAGUAGCAUAACGUUUCAGGUAACGUCAUGCUUAUGAAUUUGCUAUCGUCAGUUUGGGUUGUAAUGUGUUUUGCACUUAUACGCCAUCCUCGUUUAGAGUAUUGCCAUGAUAAAUAAUUAAUGCCGUUAACCCGGAAAAUCUGUUAAACCACUAACUGAUUCAGAAUCUCAGAACUAAGCUGUUUGAAUUAAAUAUUAUAUAUAAAAAAGUG